AUGAUUGUGGUGGAACUGGGAUGUCAGGGGCUGUUUUCGUGUGUUUUCUCCCAAGGUCUGAUGAGGUUCAAAAAUGAAAUCAUUGAAAAAAUGAGAAACCAUCACGUAUCCAAGGAUAUCGACAGAAUGUUAAACUCUAAAUCAAACCCAAGAUAUAGAAAAAUCUGCUCCUUUAAUGCUACCAAACCAGAGGAUUAUCUUCAGUUCAAUGCUCUGAAUUCAAACAAAUUAAGAGCCGCUAGUCAAGUUGCUUUGAUUGUGUUGACUAAUGCCAGAGGUGACCAUCAUCUGGUACCUUUGGGAUUACAGGGGAAGUGGAGCAGGUGGAGUGGCCUUGACCAUGUGCUGCCCUCGAUGACGGUCGGAUGCCCUCUUAAUAAACUGCCCACGGCCGGUUCUCCACUUCCUACUUUCAAGCUUUGGGUCACCCGGACCAACGGUAUCCAGGCACAAACUAUAUUUAGAAAUACUUUUUACGAAAUCACAAACUAG
This is a messenger RNA of Nezara viridula (southern green stink bug), 492 nucleotides long. NCBI's taxonomy places the organism in Eukaryota, Metazoa, Arthropoda, Insecta, Hemiptera, Pentatomidae. The record is from the annotation of a GenBank genome assembly.